Messenger RNA from Pungitius pungitius (ninespine stickleback), 4903 nucleotides. It is a transcript of the gene mkln1, whose product is annotated as muskelin 1, intracellular mediator containing kelch motifs. The coding region runs from base 68 to 2296 and encodes 742 amino acids. NCBI's taxonomy places the organism in Eukaryota, Metazoa, Chordata, Actinopteri, Perciformes, Gasterosteidae. Gene Ontology annotation, molecular function: protein binding. The transcript has 18 exons. Gene Ontology annotation, cellular component: cytoplasm. The record is from RefSeq and is a predicted model, not a curated record.
UCUCUUUAAGGGCUGUCACCGCUCCUUCCUCGCUGGCCUCCCGCUGCUUGUUAUUUUGUGCAACAAGAUGGCUGUCGUUCCUGAGAGCGGAGUCCUCACUUUCAGCAUUUUUAAAUGGAGCUCUUACUCCUCUACAUAUUUACCCGAGAAUAUCUUGGUGGACAAACCCAAUGAUCAGUCGUCCAGGUGGUCUUCUGAAAGCAACUACCCUCCACAGUUUCUAAUCUUGAAAUUGGAAAGGCCGGCAAUUGUUCAGAGCAUCACCUUCGGAAAGUAUGAGAAGACUCACGUAUGCAACCUCAAGAAGUUUAAAGUCUUUGGUGGGAUGAGUGAAGAAAACAUGACAGAGCUUUUGUCCAGUGGCCUUAAGAAUGACUACAACAAGGAAACGUUUACCUUAAAGCACAAGAUCGAUGAGCAGAUGUUUCCCUGCAGAUUUGUCAAAAUAGUCCCUCUGAUGUCUUGGGGUCCUAGUUUCAAUUUCAGCAUCUGGUAUAUUGAGCUGCACGGUAUCGAAGAUCCCGAUGUAGUGCAGCCCUGCCUUAACUGGUACAGCAAGUACAGAGAACAGGAAGCCAUCCGUCUCUGCCUCAAGCACUUCCGACAACAUAACUACACAGAGGCCUUUGAGUCGUUGCAGAAGAAGACCCGGAUAGCGCUGGAGCACCCAAUGCUCACCCACCUGCACGACCGGCUGGUGCUGCAAGGAGACUUUGACGCAUGCGAGGAGCUCAUAGACAAAGCUGUAAGAGAUGGUUUAUUUAACCAGUAUAUAAGCCAGCAGGAGUAUAAGCCCCGGUGGAGUCAGAUCAUCCCGAAAUGCAACAAAGGCUCAGGCCCCCAAGAAGUCAACCGAGACGACCUAAACAGUGACGGGGACGACAACAGACCUGGGAUGAGGGGAGGCCAUCAAAUGGUGAUUGACGUCCAGACCGAGACUGUUUACCUGUUUGGGGGCUGGGACGGCACACAGGACCUGGCUGACUUCUGGGCUUACAGUGUUCAGGAGAACCAGUGGUCCUGCAUCUCCAGAGACACAGAAAAAGAGAGCGGUCCCAGUGCCCGCUCGUGCCACAAGAUGUGCAUCGACUCUCAGCGGCGUCAGAUCUACACUUUGGGCCGGUACCUAGACUCCAGCGUGAGGAACAGCAAGUCCCUGAAGAGCGACUUCUACCGCUACGACAUCGACGCCAACACCUGGACGCUACUCAGCGAGGACACGUCCGCUGAUGGAGGCCCCAAGCUGGUGUUUGACCACCAGAUGUGCAUGGACUCGGAGAAGCACAUGAUCUACACAUUUGGCGGCCGCAUCUUGACGUGUAACGGCAGCGUGGAGGACAGUCGGACGUCAGAGCCUCAGUUCAGCGGCCUUUACGCCUACCACUGUCACGCUGGGACGUGGAGCCUCCUGCGGGAAGACUCGUGCAACGCUGGGCCAGAGGACGUCCAGUCCCGCAUCGGCCACUGCAUGCUCUUCCACACCAGAAACCGCUGUCUGUAUGUGUUUGGAGGUCAGAGGUCAAAGACAUACCUCAAUGAUUUCUUCAGCUAUGAUGUGGACGGGGACCAUGUAGAGAUCAUAUCUGAUGGCACCAAGAAGGACUCAGGCAUGGUGCCGAUGACGGGCUUCACUCAGAGAGCCACCAUCGACCCCGAGCUCAACGAGAUCCACGUGCUGUCGGGCCUCAGCAAGGACAAGGACAAGCGCGAGGAGAACGUCCGAAACUCCUUCUGGAUCUACGACAUUGCCCGCAACAACUGGUCGUGUGUGUACAAGAACGACCAGACAGUGAAAGAAAACCCAAGCAAGGCUCUGCAAGAGGAGGAGCCGUGUCCUCGCUUUGCACACCAGCUGGUCUACGAUGAGAUGCAUAAGGUGCAUUACUUGUUUGGGGGAAAUCCUGGGAAGUCAUGUUCUCCCAAGAUGCGCCUGGACGACUUCUGGUCCCUUAAACUGUGUCGGCCCUCCAAGGAGUACCUGCUGCGCCACUGCAAAUACCUCAUCAGGAAAUACAGGUUCGAAGAGAAGGCCCAGUCAGAGCCACUGAGCGCGCUCAAAUACCUGCAGAACGACCUGUCACUGACGGUGGACCACGCUGACCCCGUAGAGACCAAAGAGUUCCAGCUGCUGCCCUCGGCUCUCUUCAAGUCCAGCUCUGACUUCAUCCCUCUGGGUUUCUCAGACGUGGACCAGACGUAUGCUCAGCGGACGCAGCUCUUUGACACACUCGUCAACUUCUUCCCAGACAGCAUGACGCCGCCCAAGGGAAACUUGGUCGACCUCAUCACGCUUUAGUCCCACCCCCCCACCUUUAACACCUUUCCCUUCCCCACCGCAAAGUGUCUGAGCGCCCACCCAUCCAUAGGCACCCGGUCGGGACGGAGACAAGUUAUUUUUCUACUCCUGAACUCAUCUAGUGGGAUUACGCUGACAUCUGGAACUCCAGACGGCCUCGGACACAACUAACAACACACACACACAUACACACGGUAUUUGGAUAUGUGUGAAACUCAUUUCCCUUUUUCCAAGGAAGCCUUUGUUUUUUUGCAGAGGUUUCUGGAAACCCCUUUAAACAUUGCUGGUGUUUUUUCAUUUUCACUUGGAUUUCUUUAUUUUCCUUUGGGAAAAUGACAUGCGCACAUUUGUUUUCAAUCUUUUUUUUCUGGUUUGAGUUUGUGUCCAUUCAAAUGUCCCCCACAAGACCCGUACAGGCCUCCCUCCCUCCACGUGUAAAACAUGUAACAUGGUUCUGGCCAAUUGUUGCGAAAGUUCAGUAAGAUUUGUGCUGUUAGUAACAUUUAAAUCCUAAUGUACACUUUCAUUUUGGUUCGCUUGCUUCUCUGCAACUUGUUCAGCUCUAUUCAUUAGGCCAAAACAAUGGAAUAGUGUUGCAGUAACAAUAGCGGAACUAUUCUAUAAGAUAAAGCUUAAUAUAUAUCUAAAUAUACCUUUUAUAUAUUGGUUUGGGUUGUAAAAGUAGCUUUUUUUCCCCACAAUAGUUAAUCAACUUAAUUCUAAAUGGUGUACAGAAUAUGUAAAUAUACAUAUAGGGAUUCAUUUUGUUAUUUAAGUUUUUUGUGGGGGGGUUGAACCGAUUCCGUGGUGGAUCAUGUUCUUCCUUUUUUUGCUCUUCAUAUGAAAGUCCAACCUUCCGGCUUUAAUUGCUUCAGUGUGAUGAAAUAAUUGGGGAUAUUUUCCUUCUUGUCUUCAAGAGAUGAGUGUGCCGCAACAGAUCUUGCAGCCGAGUUGCAUGGGAUGGUUUUGAUGUUUGGAAGUGUGGUUGUUGGUACAUUUCUAGAUAAUACUCUUGUCAAAGCCACCGGACUCCAUUGACAAACACAUUUUUUAUCAUCAUCAUCAUCAUCAUCAAAGGAGUCCGGUGUCUUCAGUAAUCCACUCACUAUGGAGAAGCACCUUAGACAAACCACUUCUAAACAUCUCUAUUGUCCCUUUAAGCAGAACCAGGGUCAUCCAUUACAACACAAUAAUGCAAGUUAUUGACCCAAGUUUAAUGUAAACAAAGAGAGGCUAAUUGAUAACAGCUUUCCUUACGUACAGAGUCCCAGUAGACAGUCUGAUACUGCUGCAGGCAGGGUGUGUUUCGUUAAAGGAACAGUUCAGCCCAAAUUUCCAAAUCCAUGAAGCACUACAGGUGAGACAAAAUAUUUAGAUGUUGGGCUCAAUUGUCUUUUAAGUGUAGUUCCUUGCUGUUAGCUUCUUUUGCGUUGUGCUUAUUUCAGUAUGCUGCCAGCCUCUAAUUUGUCCAUCCCAUUCAACACGUCAUCUUCUUUUUGUCUAAAUGACUGUUUGAAGAAGUGGACUAAAACCAUGGAAGGCAGAGGACACUGUCGAGGCUACGGCGCCAAAAUGACUACUGACCAUUUUCCAAAGAUACCCGAGAUUUAUCUGAGGAGAUGGACACCACUCGUGUCUGUACACUGAAUGUAACACCAACGUGUUCACUGGGGAGCUUUGGGUGUGGAUGUUGUUCCAUUUGGACCAACCCAUGCUGGCUGUUUCCGCUCUCUAUGCAAAGCUAGCUGUUUGGUGUUGAUCUUCCAGCCUGAUCCUCAGCAAGAAAGCACAUUUUUCAAUACCAACCCAACUACUUCUUUUUAAUUACUGUUGGCAAAAAGAAAACCUGUGGCAGUGAUCAACGAGCUUGGAAUGAAUGUGUUGAUGCUUUUGCGUUGGAUGCACUUCAUGAGGAAUUUCUACCUGGUGAAUCCAGGAGGCCCCCUCUGGUCGCUUGAUGUGUCCUGCUUUGGAAUACAGGAGGUGGUUAUUUCCACGGCGCGUCGCUGUGCAUUUCUCCAUCCCGCCGGCGUGUUUUCACACCAGACUUGAGAAGUUAUUUUCUGACACAAACAUCCCUAAAGUCAUCGGUGGAGGGAAGUAGAACCGAGGUAGAGGCCGCUUGGGUACAGCUUUACAUCGCGACUGUUCAACAUAUCGCUGAUGGAAGAGAAGACAAAACAAGAAUCCCUGUUUUUGAUGAAAUGAUGAUGCAAUGUGAGCAAUUAAUUUAUGUCUUUGGGGCUCAUCUUGCUUGCCGAAGUCUUUGUUUUUCAUUUUGUGCCAGAAGAAAACUGUAUUUAAAAAGACUAAUUGAAAGCACCUUUUGUUUAAAAAAAAGAAGUAAAAACACAAUGCCAAAUAUUACUUUAGCUUUUUGCUAUUUUACUGGUCUGUGAUGGAUGGAAUGGUAUUUUGAUCAUUUCUUAUCAUGUUUUAUUUCCAUCUUGCCCUUCUCUUAACCCCUGCGUGGGACUCAGGAGUUUUAAGGCUGGUACUCUCAGAUCACUGAGCGGUAUUGUGGAUACAGAGAAUGGGUAGAAAGGCCUGUAGUGUUGCAUUGUAUGUAAUGUAUAUAAGGAAUAAAGAUUGUAUUUUGUUCAGGUU